AUGAUCCUGCAGCUCUGGGCCUCCUGUCUUUUCCCACUGUUCCUGGUCGGCUUAGCUCAGCUGACUCCGAAGCAGCAACAGAUGAAGGUGGAUUGCUAUAAGGGGGUGACAGGCACCAUCUAUGAGUAUGGAGCCCUCACCCUCAAUGGCUUGACAGCUCAGUAUCCAGAACUGAAUGCACUACAGGAGGAGCUGAAGCCUUUCGGUGUAGUUGUAUUGGGCUUUCCCUGCAACCAAUUUGGAAAACAAGAGCCAGCAAAGAACUCAGAGAUCCUUAUGGGGCUCAAGUAUGUACGUCCAGGUGGUGGCUUUGUUCCCAAUUUUCAGCUCUUUGAGAAAGGGGAUGUGAAUGGAGAAAAAGAACAGAAGGUCUUUACCUUCCUGAAGAACUCCUGCCCUCCAACCUCUGAUCUUUUGGGCUCAUCAAGUCAGCUCUUCUGGGAGCCCAUGAAGGUCCAUGACAUUCGCUGGAACUUUGAGAAGUUUCUAGUGGGGCCUGAUGGAGUCCCUGUCAUGCGUUGGUACCACCGGGCUUCAGUCAGCACAGUUAAAUCAGACAUGCUGGAGUACCUGAGGCAGUUCAAAAGCGAAUAG
Rangifer tarandus platyrhynchus (Svalbard reindeer) is the source of this 594-nucleotide messenger RNA. NCBI's taxonomy places the organism in Eukaryota, Metazoa, Chordata, Mammalia, Artiodactyla, Cervidae. The record is from the annotation of a GenBank genome assembly.